Molecule: messenger RNA, 1344 nt
Organism: Nannospalax galili (Upper Galilee mountains blind mole rat)
Lineage: Eukaryota; Metazoa; Chordata; Mammalia; Rodentia; Spalacidae
Product: transmembrane protease serine 11C-like
Exons: 10
Coding region: 24-1322 (432 amino acids)
Biological process (GO): proteolysis
Cellular component (GO): extracellular region; plasma membrane
Molecular function (GO): serine-type endopeptidase activity
Source: RefSeq, a predicted model, not a curated record
GCCACACAGCACUCAAGGGGAAGAUGGCACAGGGACAGCCUCGGUGGAGAGAGGAGGCAUGGACGUCCCUGCAGAACAGAACGGAGUCAAAAACAAAAAUAAAACUCACACGAUGUGGAAAGAUCACCCUGGGUGUCUUGAUAGCAGUGAUUGCUGCUGUAGUCAUUGGACUCCUUAGCUAUUUUGUCACCUGUGGAAAAACACCUUUCUACUAUCACAUAAGCUUUAAGGCGAAGAACAUUGAUUAUGACAGCAAAUUUGCAAAACCAUAUUCUCAAGAAUAUAUGGACCUAAAUAAAAAGAUAGAGACUUUGAUAAAUGAAACAUUUCAUGGAUCCAAACUGAGAAGGCAGUAUGUCAAAUCUCACAUUGUCCAAGUAAGCCAAACCAAAGGGAAAGUGGUAAUACAUGUUGUGCUGAAAUUUAAGUCCUGUUAUAAGAAUAAUGCAGAAAAAUUUUGGGACAGAAUUGAAACUAUUUUGUAUCAGAAGCUCAAAAGCCAAAAUGGGUCAUUACUUAUAGAUUCUUCCUCAUUUAAAUUCUCAGACAUUGCAAUGCCAAUAGGAGAAAAUCUUCUCAAUACAUGUUGUGGGCAACGCACAAUUACUCCCUCUGGCAACAAAAUAGCAGGGGGCCAGGAUUCUGAGGAAGGAGAAUGGCCCUGGCAAGCUAGCCUUCAGCAGAACCAAGUUCACCGAUGUGGAGCCACUCUGAUUAGCAACAGCUGGCUUAUCACUGCUGCUCACUGUUUCAUAAGGGCUCAAAAUCCCAAAGACUGGAAUGUUAGUUUUGGGCUUCUUUUAAAUCAUCCACAAACACAACGAACUAUCAAGAAUAUUAUAAUCCAUGAGAACUACCAUUACCCUGCACACGAUAAUGACAUUGCUGUUGUGCGUCUGUCUUCGCCAGUAUUAUAUACAAGCAACAUCCGAAGGGCCUGUCUUCCAGAAGCUACUCAGAAAUUCCCACCCAAUUUAAACGUGGUGGUCACUGGAUGGGGAACGUUAAAGUCUGAUGGAGAAAGUCCUAACAUACUCCAAAAAGGAUUGGUGAAGAUUAUAGAUAAUAAGACAUGCAACAGUGAGAAGGUUUAUGGUGGAGUGAUCACACCAGGAAUGCUGUGUGCUGGGUUCUUGAAGGGCAAUGUAGAUGCCUGCCAGGGUGAUUCUGGUGGACCACUGGUUAGUGCAAAUUCUAAAGGCACCUGGUUCCUUGCUGGUAUUGUAAGCUGGGGAGAUGAAUGUGCACUUCCAAACAAGCCUGGUGUCUACACUCGGGUGACAUACUAUCGAGAUUGGAUCAUGUCCAAAACUGGUCUAUAGUAGCAGUUCUCUAUAGAUUAAG